Purpureocillium lilacinum is the source of this 1926-nucleotide messenger RNA. Its product is annotated as alpha-glucosidase mal12. Gene Ontology annotation, biological process: sucrose catabolic process; maltose catabolic process. NCBI's taxonomy places the organism in Eukaryota, Fungi, Ascomycota, Sordariomycetes, Hypocreales, Ophiocordycipitaceae. Gene Ontology annotation, molecular function: sucrose alpha-glucosidase activity; oligo-1,6-glucosidase activity; alpha-amylase activity. The record is from RefSeq and is a predicted model, not a curated record.
AUGGGCUCCAACUCGCUCGAAUGGGACGUCGAGAACGGCCAUGUAGGGCCGACUCCGUGGUGGAAGGACGCCACGUUCUACCAGGUGUAUCCGGCCAGCUUCAAGGACUCGAAUGGCGAUGGCUGGGGUGACCUCCCCGGUCUCAUCUCUGAGAUGGACUACCUCCACGAUCUCGGGGUUGACGUGGUCUGGGUGUCUCCGAUCUUUGAGAGCCCACAGAAGGAUAUGGGCUACGACGUAUCCGACUAUCAAUCCAUUUACGCACCAUACGGCACCGUUGAGGACGUCGACGUGCUCGUCAAGGAGUGCCACUCAAGAGGCAUGAAGGUCAUCCUCGACCUCGUGGUCAAUCACACAUCUAUCGAACACGCGUGGUUCAAAGAAUCCCGGUCAUCCAAGAACAACCCCAAGCGGGACUGGUACAUCUGGAAGCCGGCGCGGUACGACGACCAAGGCAUCCGGCAUCCGCCCACAAACUGGCGCGGCUACUUUGCCAGCUCGACGUGGACGUGGGACGAGCGCACGCAGGAGUACUACCUGCAUCUUUACGCAGCGGACCAGCCGGACCUGAACUGGGAGAAUGCCGACUGCCGCGAGGCCAUCUACGAGGAGACGAUGCGCUUCUGGCUGGACCGCGGGGUGGACGGCUUCCGGAUCGACACGGUCAACAAGUACUCAAAGCGGCAGGACUUUGUCGACGCGCCUAUCACGGACCCGGAGUCGCCUCACCAGCCGGCGCCGGAGAUGUGGUGCAACGGGCCGCGCAUCCACGAGUUCAUCAAAGAGAUGAACCGCAAGGCGCUGGCGCCCUACAAGGCCGUCUCGGUGGGGGAGCUGUCCAACACGCCGCACCCGUCGCAGGUGAUCCCGUACGUGUUGGCGGCGGCGCAGGAGCUCGACAUGGUGUUCGAGUUCUCGGUGAUCCGGCUGGGCACGGGCAACGGCUUCGGCGCAAAGUACAUCUACCAGCCGUACCCGCUGACGAAGCUCAAGGGCCUGACGGAGACGUGGCAGAGCUUCAUCGAGGGCACGGACGCGUGGGCGACGGCCUUUAUCGAGAACCACGACAACGGGCGCGCCAUCAGCCGCUUCGGCGACGCGUCGACGCGCGAGUCGUGGCUGCGCUCGGGCAAGGCGAUUGCGCUGUGGCAGGCGACCCUCUCGGGGACGCUGUUCCUCUACCAGGGCCAGGAGAUUGGCAUGGUCAACAUGCCGAGCGCAUGGGGCAUCGACGAGUACCGCGACAUCGAGAGCCGCAACUUUUACGCGGAGGCCGCGGCGUCGGGGAGUCAGGAGAGGCUCGAUGCGACGAUGAAGGGGCUGCAGGUCCUGGCGCGGGAUCACUCGCGGCUGCCGUUCCAGUGGAGCGACGCGCCGCACGCGGGCUUCAUGAGCGCGGCGGAUGAUGGUGGUGAUGAGGAGGAAAGCGGCAGCGGGGGUGGUGCGAGGCGGCCGUGGAUGCGCGUGCACGACAACUACCGCUCCGUCAACGCGGCGCAGCAGGCGCGCGACCCGCACUCCAUACUGGCCUUCUACAAGAGGGCGCUGCGGCUGCGCAGGGAGCACCGCGACGUGUUUGUGCACGGGUCGUUUAAGCUCGUGGACAGGGACGACGAGGAGCUGUUUGCGUAUGUCAAGGAGAGCGUGGUGCCGGCGGCUGCGGCAGCAGGAGGAGGAGGAGGCAAGCAGCCGCGGCGACGCAAGGCGGUGGUGGUGCUCAACAUGAGCGGCGAGACGAAGCCGUGCGUGGACGUGGUCGGGGCGAUGGAGUGCGAGGGCGGCGUGGCGGACGUGAGGCUGCUGGUCGGCACGUUGGGUGGCGACGGCGAAGCGGCCGAGGGCGAGAAGGGCGGCGUGAUGAUGGCCAAGGGCGGGAUGCUGCCUCCGCUGGCGGCCUGGGAGGGGCGCGUGUAUGUUAACUAUUGA